AUGAAAGCCCAGCUAGCAUUGUUUUUAUCCCUAGCCGCAGCUGGUUACUGCUUCCCUUCCGGGGAUAUAACAAAUUCAGCCUGUAGCCCUAACCCAUGCUUCAACGGUGGAACGUGUAUUGAUAUGGGCUUGAUGUACAUGUGUGUCUGUAAUCCAGACUACGUGGGAACGCAAUGCGAAACCCCUGAUGACCCGUGUGCGUCUAAUCCUUGUCGUAAUGGUGCGCUGUGCUUCCGUCAGGAUCAGCGGGGAACCAGUGAUCGGACAUUUCACUGCUUAUGCCAAGGGGACUUCACCGGCACCUUCUGUGAUCUGCAACUCUUGAAGUCGGCAUGUGAUAAUAAUCCAUGUCAAAAUGGCGGUGUUUGCGAGCCCAGCACGGACUCAGAACCAGGCUACAUUUGCCGUUGUACCAACUUCUACGGCGGAACUAACUGUCAAAUAUUACCAUGCGAUAUGAAUCCAUGCCAGAAUGGUGGCGAGUGCUUCUCUGGCUUCAGGAACAGAGGUGACUUCAUGUGUAGGUGCCCCGAAGGUUUAAGGGGUCCCAACUGCGAGAUCAACGAUCCAUGCAUGGAUAACCCAUGUGGAGAAGGAAACAUGUGCAAGCCUGGAAGGAAUGGAAGCUUCAGCUGUAUGUGUUCUUGCUACCCUGGAGGCACCUGUCAAUCUCGGCCGACUGAAGGAAAUGGAGAGACCGAUGGGGAAGGCCCAGAUGGAGUAGCAACUACGACAGACAAUCCUGAUGGUGAAAUGGACAGCGGUUCACCUGGAGCUGAAUCUGCAGGUGGCACAGGGGACAGCGGUAACUCGGUUGGUGAGAAUUCCAUUCCACAAGUUAGUGGAGGUGGCUCAAGUAGUUUAAACCCAUCAUCAGGAUCACAUGCAAUGCCCCAUGACUCCAGACCAUGCUUUCAGAUGAUGCAAGAAACAAAUAACUGCAACAACCAUGGGUACUGCCAUGAAGACAGCACAGGGGCGAUCUGUCGAUGCCACGAAGGGUUUAUGGGUGUAACUUGUGCGCAGGCUAUCGGUAGUCCACAAGACGAUUCAAAUGGCGUCUCUGAUUCCAACAGAGGUUCCGAUGCAGGCCCAGAAAGCGGUAGUGUUGGUUCUGGAAAUACUGGUUCGAAUAUUGGUUCCGGUGGUUCGGGUACUGGUGAUGAAACAGCUUGGGCAAGGAACAAUACUAGGCCAUGUGUUGAAAUGAUGGAACAGACGGAGUAUUGUAAUCAUCGUGGGUAUUGUGUUGAGGAUGGCACGAGUGCAUUCUGUCGUUGCUAUGAAGGGUUCCGAGGUUCCACCUGUCAGCAUAUUGAUGACACUAGUUCAGGAAUGAACUCUGACAGGGAUUCUAUUUACACUGGCUCUGGGACUGGCACGGGUAGCACAGGGGAAGAUACCAGAACCGACAGCUCUCAGACUGAUGAAAGUUCCGCCGGUAGCAAUACCCUGCCUCAGGUCGGCCCAGGAUCCAGCAACGUUGGUCAAGGGUCGGGUUCAAACACAUCCCAUAUCACGUCUAAACCAUGCGUCGCUCUUAUGCGAGAAACGAACAACUGCACAAAUCACCAAGGUUACUGCAUUGAAGAUAGGCACGGUGCACUGUGCUAUUGUCAUCACGGAUAUCAAGGUGUGGUCUGUGAUGCGCCAUCACAGGGUUAA
Acanthaster planci (crown-of-thorns starfish) is the source of this 1665-nucleotide messenger RNA. RefSeq lists its product as uncharacterized. The record is from RefSeq and is a predicted model, not a curated record. NCBI's taxonomy places the organism in Eukaryota, Metazoa, Echinodermata, Asteroidea, Valvatida, Acanthasteridae. Gene Ontology annotation, molecular function: calcium ion binding.